Molecule: messenger RNA, 3196 nt
Organism: Zootoca vivipara (common lizard)
Lineage: Eukaryota; Metazoa; Chordata; Lepidosauria; Squamata; Lacertidae
Gene: NME1
Product: NME/NM23 nucleoside diphosphate kinase 1
Biological process (GO): UTP biosynthetic process; CTP biosynthetic process; GTP biosynthetic process
Molecular function (GO): nucleoside diphosphate kinase activity
Source: RefSeq, a predicted model, not a curated record
GUGCUACUGAAGGAAUUUUUUUAUUUUAUGUAGAAAAAUCCACAGGACUCCAAAUAAAAAUCAAUAGGUAUGGGGGUAUAUUAAAUAACACUUGGAAGAAGUACCUUGGCAUAAUAUGUUUUGGCUGGAGCUAUAAUGUGACUUUUGGAUUGAUCACUUUUAUUUUUCUUAUUCACUCUCCGUAAUGCAUGCUGUACCUAUACAUAAAGACUUUCAAUCCAGUAUUUUUGCAUGGGCAUUUUGACAUGGGGGGGGGCUGUAAGGCAAGAAUAAAAGCUGUCAUUAAAAAUCUAAUAAAUUUGUGUUUGGAAAUGGUUGAGGUAGAGUGUAUUUUCAAGCUGAUGGCUAGCAAGUUGAAUAUUUACCAUUUGACUUAGGACUUUUAGAUCAUUCGUAUACUGGCAAUAGUGAAGGAAUCAGAUUGGGAGAGCACAGUCCAGAAAAUGCACCAUCAUCCCAGAAUUAGCUAAGAGUAUGACAUUAUCUGAAGAUGCAUACCAUGAGGUUCAAAUUAUCUGGAAUGUUACAUGUGCAGAGUCUCAGUGCAAGAUUUAAUCUUUAAGAUCAUGGAUCAAGGUGCUUUCCUGGCAGUCAUUCACAAGGAGUAUUUAAGGACAUCAUGCUUGGGUAUGUUGAUCCUACGAUCCCACUGUUCCAGGAGAAGGCCACUGCCCAAUAUUGUCCUAAUCAUAUGCACUCCCAGCAGCAAACUAGAGACCAAGACAAUGCUGUUAGAAGGUAGCGAUCAGCCACUCCCACGGUGUUCUUGGCAUUAUGUCAGUAAGAGCUGUUUGACAGUGGAACGAACUCUCUCGAUAGCUUGUGGACUCUCCUUCCUUGGAGGUUUUAAAGCAGAGGUUGGAUAGCCAUCUGUCAUAGAUGCUUUAGUUGAGAUUUAGUUGAGAUUCCUGCAUUGCAGGAGGUUGGACUACAUGAGCCUUGGGGUUCCUUCCAGCUCUAUGAUUCUAUGUCACCUCCAGUUACCCAUGCAGAAAAAGUACCAAUCCAUGCCCAGUGACGUGAAGAUGUUGCAGAAUCCACUCCUCUCCACAUACAAUACACAAGCACAAUCCCUCCCACCAACAGACAACAGUGCCUCUCUCUCCAAUGCCGGUGAUCACCCAAAACUCAAUAGGCUUCUGUGUAGAAAUCAGAGGUUCCGCUGCCAGGAGCAGGAGUGACAGCUUGGCCCCCCGACUGUGGGUACCCGGGGCCGUGCAUGCCAGUGCCAUGCAGCGUGCAUGGCCCUAGCCAAAAUCUGUGGGUGCCCAGCCCCUUCAUGUGGAGUUUUGUGGGUACCCAGGGCCCCAGCACCUAUGUCCAGCAGGGUUCGAAAUGUAUUGGGGUGCUUCCACAUAGAUAAUGCCAGGCAUCCCCAAACUUGGCUAUCCAGCUGUUUUGGGACUACAAUUGCCAUCAUCCCUGCCCACUGGUCAUGUUAGCUAGGAAUGAUGGGAUUUGUAGUCCCAAAACAGCUGGAGGGCCAAUUUUGGGGAUGCCUGGAUAAUGCUAAUAACAUUGCAUAUAGCAUGUGUGCUCCAAUUCAGCAGUAAAGAGCAGGUUUUAAUGGGGAAAGCGCUGGGGUGGGGGUCAAAAGAAUAAUUAAUAAAAGCUCAGACAGGGAGCUUUAAAGCACAGACCUGUGCCUAGAAAUGCAGAAUGAAAGCAAGUCUGGAUGACCCUAGAUCAGGGGCAGGUCAUGCUCUAAUCCAAUAAUAGGUCAUGUUGCCAGAAUAAGCAGCAGGUGGCUUUGAGAUAGGAGCUAAUAGCCCUUCACUGCAGUAAAGAACAGGAAAAAAAUAAACAAUGAUUUCAUUAUGGUUGAAAUGAAAUGAGUGAAAAAAACAUCCCUCUCCAAAAGUGACAUGGAGGGUCUGUUAACUCACAAGCAGGCUACCACAUUAUACAUUUAAAGGGCAUUAUUUCCUUCAAAUAAUUCUGGGCACUGUAUGUUGAGGGUUGCGGGGAAUUGUAAUUCUGUGAAGGGAAAACUACAGUGCCCAUAAUUCUUUGAGGGCAAUAUUGUGUUCCAAAUGUGCUUUACAGGUGUAUUAUGUGUACUCAGCUUCUGACUGAUACCUCUGUCACCUAGAAAUAAUUAUAAAGGGUUGUAUCCACUGCUUCCAUUUCCUCUCCUCUCCCUCACCCCACCCCACAAUAUCUUCCAGAAUCUGCUCCAGAGGAUCCCCAAGCCUGAUUUUGGGGAGUGGGGAGCUGGAGGGUACAGGAGAGGAAGAAGAUGAAGCACUGGAUAUGACCCUCAGUUGCAGGCUCUUGGGUCCGAAGAGAGUCAAACUGCACAGUCCGCAAUGGAAGACUGAAUUUUGAUCUGACUAGAAAAGAGGAGGCUCCUCCAAAUUAUUAUUUAUUGUGUUUUUAGAUAUGCUGUAAGCUGCCCAGAUGGGUGAAGUAUAAAUAAUAAAAUUAUUAUUAUUAUUAUUAUUAUUAUUAUUAUUAUUCCUUCAAAUCAACCUGAGUUGAGGGACAGCUAAGGACCUCUAUUGUACCACUGGAAAUCUGUGAAUACCAUAAGAUAUCAGGAUUUGGUUGCGCUCUCCGCAUAAAUAGGAUUUAUUUAUAAAAGGAUGCUUUAUUAGUUUGUGCCAAUGGCAGCUUCAGUGGGACAUGGAUUUCAUCAGGACCACAGUGUGUAAGCGGAAAUGGUUAAUACCCAACUCCAGAGCAACUGGAAAAAAUGCAGGAUACAACUAUGCAGGACAAUGGCUUCCAUUGCUGAGCGGACUUUCAUCGCCAUCAAGCCUGACGGAGUACAGCGGGGCUUGGUGGGAGAAAUUAUCAAGCGAUUUGAAAGGAAGGGAUUCAAACUGGUAGCCAUGAAAUUCAUGCAUGCCUCUGAAGAUCUCCUCAGUGAACACUACAGUGACCUGAAGGAUAGGCCAUUCUUUGCUGGGCUAGUUAAAUAUAUGCACUCUGGACCUGUUGUAGCCAUGGUAUGGGAAGGCCUCAAUGUAGUUAAGACCGGAAGAGUAAUGCUGGGAGAAACUAAUCCUGCAGAUUCCAAACCUGGCACAAUUCGUGGUGACUUCUGUGUGCAAGUUGGCAGAAAUAUAAUUCAUGGCAGUGACUCUGUAGAAAAUGCUGAGACUGAAAUCAACCUAUGGUUCACACCAGAAGAAAUUGUCGACUACACAAGCUGUGAGCACCCAUGGAUCUAUGAUUAAAACGUAAUGGAUUA